This is a messenger RNA of Rhodofomes roseus, 1742 nucleotides long. RefSeq names its product eukaryotic translation initiation factor 3 subunit 6. The coding region runs from base 167 to 1552 and encodes 461 amino acids. The transcript is spliced from 5 exons. Gene Ontology annotation, cellular component: cytoplasm; nucleus; eukaryotic translation initiation factor 3 complex. Gene Ontology annotation, molecular function: translation initiation factor activity. The record is from RefSeq and is a predicted model, not a curated record. Lineage: Eukaryota; Fungi; Basidiomycota; Agaricomycetes; Polyporales; Fomitopsidaceae. Gene Ontology annotation, biological process: translational initiation.
GCGGUGUGGAGGCCGUUGUGGGCGUUGUGGAGGGCGUUGUGCGCGCGCGGAGGACGUGUCGGCGGGGCGCACGUGCUCACGCGCUCGCCCAAUCGGGCAGGUCGAAUUUUGAGUGUGGCCGUCCUCAAAAGCAGCCUGCUCGUCGCCGCAUCCCCUCGCAUCCAAAAUGGCGGAAUACGACCUCACGAGAACCAUCAUCCCCCACUGCGACAGGCAUCUCGUGUUUCCCCUCCUCACACACAUCGUCGAAAACGAGCUCUUCCCCGCAGAGCAGGUCCAGAAGGCCCAGUAUGAGCUCGCGAAGGAGACCAACAUGGUCGACUAUGCAGUCAGUCUGUUCGAGCAGCUUUACCCAGACGAGGCCGUGCCAGACGAAUUCGCGGGCAAGCGCGAGAACGCUCUCUCGACCAACGAACGCCUCCAGCAAGACGCACAGGCUGUCCUCGAUGUCAUCACGAACCCUGAGGUAGCGCAGUCGCUGCGCCAGGACAAGAACCAGAACUUGCAAUACCUCAAGGAGCAUUACAAUGUCACCCUCGAGCAAAUCAACGCCCUCUACAACUUCGGGCAAUUCCAAUAUAGCUAUGGAAACUACAGUGGCGCGGCCGACUACCUCUACCACUUCCGCGUCCUCUCCACCGACCCCGACCUCACCAUGUCUGCUCACUGGGGCAAACUAGCGUCCGAUAUCCUCACAGGAAAAUGGGACGUCGCGCUCGAGGAGCUCAACACUCUACGCGAGGCGAUCGACUCGCGGUCGCCUUCUGUACCUCAGUUCGCCUCCGCGCCGUCGUCUAGCAUCACCGAUCCCGCGCUCACCCAGCUUCAUUCGCGAACGUGGCUCCUCCACUGGUCCCUCUUCGUCUACUUCAACCACCCGGAGGGACGCACCCUCCUCCUCGAGACCUUCCUCUCCCCUACCUACCUUAACACGAUCCAAACCUCCUGCCCGUGGAUCCUCCGCUAUCUUGCCGCCGCCGCCGUCCUCUCGCGCAAGUCGAGUACCGGAGCCCUCUCCUCGCGUGUGCGGCACUCGAUUCGGGAAAUCGUCAAAGUCAUCCAGAUGGAGGAGUACCAAUACCAGGAUCCGACCACGAACUUCCUCAAGGAGCUCUACGUCGAGUUCGACUUCGAGGCUGCGCAGAAGGAGCUGGGGCGCGCGGAGCACGUCGUUGGCAACGACUUCUUCCUCACCGAGUUCAGGGAUGACUUCAUGGACAACGCACGGUACCUCAUCAGCGAGGCAUACUGCCGUAUCCACCAGAGGAUAGACAUCGCCGAUCUGUCUGAGAGGCUCAAUCUCUCGAAGGAGGACGGUGAGAAAUGGAUCGUCAACCUUAUCCGCGAGACACGUAUGGGUGCCGAUGCUAAAAUUGAUCUCGAGAAGAAUGUCAUUGAGAUUCACCGUCCGGCACUUCCUGUUUAUCAAUCCAUCAUUGAGAAAACUCGCGGCCUUGCAUUCCGCACGCAAGCCCUCGGUGCUGCGAUGACACGGGCACAACAGGCACCACCAGCAACAGAAGUGCUUCCGGCUGAAGUUGAAGCUCGGUGAAGAGGGAGUUGUUGUGUGUAGACGCUUCAUAUGUGCAUGUGUAUUGUUACUGUUUCUGUUGUAUGCCAGUUUUUCUGUUGGUAUGCCAGUCAACAUAGCACCAUUCCAUUGUGCAACAGAGUGUUGUUUGUUAGAUUGUUGUCUUUGAGCUGAAGUACUUCAUACAGAAUGAAUAGAGUGGUUAGCUGGA